This is a messenger RNA of Sinocyclocheilus anshuiensis, 2298 nucleotides long. Its product is annotated as mitochondrial ribosome-associated GTPase 1-like. Lineage: Eukaryota; Metazoa; Chordata; Actinopteri; Cypriniformes; Cyprinidae. Gene Ontology annotation, cellular component: mitochondrion. Gene Ontology annotation, biological process: mitochondrial translation. The transcript has 11 exons. The record is from RefSeq and is a predicted model, not a curated record. Gene Ontology annotation, molecular function: GTPase activity; GTP binding. The coding region runs from base 189 to 1148 and encodes 319 amino acids.
UGCCAAUCCUGUAGGUGGCGAUGAUUGCGUUUCUUUCUGUACAGUCAUAGCACAGAAGAAGAAUGGCCUCUGUAUGAGAGUGAGAUUUGCUACAUUGUUUGAAAUCUUUAGGAGCUCUUUAGUUUAUACGAUUUUGUUAGCAAGUAGCGGUCUUUAUUUAGCAAAUUCAGACUGACCGAGCGGCUACGAUGAGGAUUUAUAAUUCUUUACUCAGUGCUGCCAAGUUUAGGAAAGUGCUUGACUUUGGUGAGCGAGAGGUGGCGCAUUGGUUCCCUGGACAUAUGGCUAAAGGACUCAAGCAGAUGAGAGCCAGUCUAAGGAAGGUUGAUUGCAUUAUAGAGAUCCAUGAUGCUAGAAUACCCUUUUCUGGAAGAAAUCCUUCAUUUCAAGAGAGCCUUGAUGUCCGGCCACACAUACUUGUACUGAACAAGAUGGAUCUGGCAGACACGUCAAAAAAGCAGAGUAUUCUGAAGCAGCUCGAGAGAGAAGGUGUGAGGAAUGUUUUGUUUACAGACUGUUUAAGACAACGAGAUGAGAAUGUAAAAAAGAUUGUUCCUCUUGUGACAGAAUUGAUAGAAAGUGGGUCACGUUUUCACAGAGAAGAGGACAGAAGUUACUGUCUGAUGGUCAUUGGUGUGCCAAAUGUGGGGAAAUCAUCAUUGAUUAAUGCAAUAAGGAGAACAUAUUUGAAAAAAGGCAACGCUUCAAAAGUAGGAGGUGAACCAGGAAUUACAAAAGCUGUCCUGACCAAAAUUCAGGUCUGUGAGAGACCCAUAAUUCAUUUACUGGACACCCCAGGAGUCCUGCCACCUAGAAUAGAGAACAUAGAGACAGGAAUGAAACUUGCUUUAUGUGGUACCAUUUUGGACCAUUUAGUUGGUGAGGAUGGCAUUGCAGAUUAUCUGCUUUUUUCACUGAACAGACUGGAAAGAUUUAGUUACAUUGAAAAGUACAAUCUUGAAGAGCCUUGUGAUGAUAUUCAACAUGUGCUGAAGAGUAUAGCGGUGAACCUCGGCAAGACCAAGCGUGUGAAGGCCAUCACUGGAGUUGGCAACAUCACCGUCCAGUUACCAGACUACAGUGCAGCAGCCUACAAUUUCAUCAGAGCAUUUCGGAAAGGAGAACUUGGAAAAGUUAUGCUUGACUGAUAGUGUUUUAAAUGGCUGAUUUGUAACUGAUGCAAUGAAAGCUUGACCUUACUGUAUGUAUGCUCAAGACUGGACACUGAGCACAUAAGAGAAGCACUUCGUACUUUUAAUGUUUUAAUUAAAAGGUGGUGCACAGGGUAUUUGGGGCAUGUCUUUGUUUUUAUUGUGUAGCUGUCAGAAAAGGUGCAUUGAAUAUUAUUUCUCAAUACUGCAAUUGCAACUACAAUAAAUUAUUCAGUUUAAUUUGAUACGCAUUGGUGUCUUGUAUGUGAAAACCAAAGAUUACAACCAAAAGUCAAAUGGCAGCACUAAACUACAUAUAACAUUUUGAUUUUCUACUUUCACAUAAUUACAUAAUCAGUUUUUUUUCCCCACAAUUAAUGUAUUCAUUUUAUAAAAUAUUUGGCAUGUAAUUGCUUUGAUUUCUAAAAUUAUAAAUUGUUAAAUAUAUCUAACAGCUGGCAAACAGAGCUUGUGUAGUGUUUUUAUUUAAAAAAAAAAAAAUAUUAAUUUCUUACGAGUUUUUAAACACGUGUGCACUUAAUACAUACUGCAUUCACAUUGUUUUGUGGGUUAUCAAAAAAUCUCUACUUGAAAGACAAAAUUGUUUCAAUACAUCAAAUGUUCAAAGCAUGACUAAGGUAGAAAUUUAAAAACGGGAUGUUUACAUACCCACAUCAAUGGAAGUACAGGUACAGAAUUAAGUUUUCUUAUUCUAAAAGUGUUACAGCAUGUCUUUUCAAUCUAUGUACAAUUAUUAGUUAAAUGUGCACAUAAAUAUUAUUAAACAGACAGAGGUUAAUAUAAAAAGGUUCACGUUUGUGUAAAUCUCAAGAACAAUGGUGAUUCACCAACAGUGCAGCAGCACAACAACACAGUAUUUUUACCAUCCAGUACAUGAUGUAACCAGCAUAAUUUAAGUAGUCUAUCAUUGUAUAGAUACUAAUGCUCCUGUUGAAGCAAACUAUGCAGUCUAACCUUUCAGAUCCUAUUCUUAAAAUGUCUACUAAACUAAAUAGAGGUUUUGAAUCUUUCUUUUAUCUUCAUAUCCUCUUUGUUGUGCAAUAAAGUAUACAUUAUUAAACAGGUGUUGCACAGUAACAUACAUAUGCAGCUUAUUAAGCUGUGCCGAACUGUCUUGAACUGCCUC